Messenger RNA from Exophiala xenobiotica, 1017 nucleotides. RefSeq lists its product as uncharacterized. The transcript is spliced from 2 exons. Bases 1 to 1017 code for a protein of 338 amino acids. The record is from RefSeq and is a predicted model, not a curated record. Gene Ontology annotation, molecular function: protein kinase activity; ATP binding. NCBI's taxonomy places the organism in Eukaryota, Fungi, Ascomycota, Eurotiomycetes, Chaetothyriales, Herpotrichiellaceae. Gene Ontology annotation, biological process: protein phosphorylation.
AUGUGCCCUCCCGCAGAGACAGAAGCCUGUUCUGAUUGCUCAGAUCGUGAAUUCCGGGAAGCCGAGUACGAUGGCAUUGAGGUCAAAGAGGUCAUGUCAUCGUCUGAUGAUUGUCAGAUCGUGUUGACUCGCAAUCGCAUUCGCUUCAUUCUGGUACUGGUGCGGCCUACAGACCCAACUGACGGCGAUAUCAUGGCGAAGUGGUUUCAGAAGAUUGAAGAAGCUGAGACGGAUGCUGACGAGAUGGCGUACGAGACAUGCUUGGAAGAUCUUCGAGAAUCUGCCAUAUCUGUUUGCAGAGACGUGAUAUAUGCACUCUCGUCUUCGGUGCCAGUAUCAGAAGAGGAAGCACAGUCUCUCGAAGACUUUCUUUAUCCGAUGACUUUCUACUUGCAAGUUGUCUCGGAGCAAGGGUCUUUACAAGCGCGCAGAAUUGACGACACAGCGGAGUACGCCAAUUUGUAUGAACCUGUCAAACUACCCCGGAUCUUUUCGUUACGACCAGCCUUAGCCCUUACAUCAGCAUCAGAUCUGGAAUUCAUCGAGGACCUCUACAUGGGACAAGUGCUCAAAGUCUCUCAGAAUGGCAAAUUGUUGAGAGAAAUCCAGAUUUUGCAACGAAUAUCUGAACAAUGGGACCCAGAUGACCCGGCUCGCCCUGCUGUACCUCGACUCUUGAGCUUGGUUGGAAGCCACGAACAAGUGAUAGGCCUUUUAGAGGACUUUAUCGAUGGUGACAAGCUAAGUGAGCUUGACAUAAACGAAAUAUCCGUGGCACAGCGACAGGAAUGGAAGCAACAGAUCGAACAGAACAUGACACUUCUACAUCAGCAUUCCUUCAUCUGGGGAGAUGUGAAGGCGGACAAUAUAUUGGUCGACAAACACCAACAACCAUGGUUGAUAGAUUUUGGAGGCAGCUGCACGCAAGGCUGGGUUGAUGAGCAUCUGGCAGAGACGACAGAAGGGGAUUUGCAGGGUCUACGCCGCUUAUCAGACUACUUGGGGGUCCAACGUUAG